AUGGCCGCGGGCGGCUUUAAGAUGUCGCUGGGCGGCCUAAAGGCGAAGCCAGGCCUCAAAUCAAUCGCUUUGAAGAAGGACGCAAAACCAAAGAAAGCGCUUCUUGGCGACGACGAGCCCGACGACACAAACAAGCAGCAAGAGAUCUCAGGAUUCGACGUAGCAGCAGGCGGCGCAAUCGAUAUCAAUGGCCCCAAAGAAAAGCAAGGGCCGCUGGUCAUACCUUCAUUGCCAAAUCGUAACUGGCGCGAAGAAGCGCGGAAGAAGCAACUGGAGAAGGCGCCGCAUACACAACAACAGAGUGUCGACGUCGUAAUGGAGGAACCGGAGAAGGAGGUCGUAUAUGGACUUACCGUACCAGCGAAACCAGAAGAAGCGCAAGAAAACGGAGUUACCGAACCUGCAGAACCUAUGGAAGUAGAUCCACAAGACAACCUGACGGAGGCGCAACGGCUCGAAAAGCAGGCUCUCGAAUCCCUCCUCAAUGGCAAAUCCACCGACGCUUCGCGCAUUGUCCCCGCCAUAACUGACGAAGAAGCCCUCCAAAACGAUCUCAACGAGGCCCCCGACGAGCCCUCGCUCGACGCCUACGAGGCUACACCCAUUGAAGGCUUUGGCCUGGCAAUGCUGCGCGGCAUGGGCUGGAAGGACAGCGAUGGAGAGUCACGCAAGAACGGCGCGAAAGCACCAAAAGAAAUUAAGCGCCGGCCUGCACUGCUGGGCAUCGGCGCAAAGGAGGAUGCUGCUAAGGAUGUCGAGCUGGGUGAAUUCAACAGUAAGGCGAGAGGCAAGAAGGGUAAAGACAAAGAUGCGGCGCAAGGUUACAACCCCGUUACUUUACGGAACAAAAAGACGGGCGAGGUCAUUACAGAAGAAGAGCUCAAGGCGAAAUUGGAGGGCCAGGACCUCGUACAAGACGAGAAACCCUCAAAGGACUCGCGCGGGCGCGAUGAUGACGAUGAGAAGAGCGGGCGGAGGAGAGACAGGCGAGACAACAGAGAUCGCGACCGGCGGCGUGAUGACGAUUACGACAGCGAACGAAGACGCGAAAGGGACCGUAAGGACGACCGCCAGCGAAACAAGUACGAUAACAACAACAACAACAACGACAGUGAUCGACGGCGGGAGAAGCGCAGGGACCGAGAAGACGACUACGACAGCGAACGAAGGAGAGAGAAGCGCAGAGAUCGCGACAGGAGAGACCGGAGCCGCAGUCCUCGCGACGACAAGCGGCGCGAUCGGUACCGGAGCAGAAGCCGCGAUUCAAAGGACAAGCGCGCCAGACGGGACAGAAGUCGAAGCCGCGACUCUGACGACCGACGGCGGAGGAAAAAGGAGCGAGACUACGAUGACGACCGAAGUGAAGGGAGGAGGAGAGAUAGAGACGACAAGAGCUCGAGGAGAUAG
Molecule: messenger RNA, 1407 nt
Organism: Ascochyta rabiei
Lineage: Eukaryota; Fungi; Ascomycota; Dothideomycetes; Pleosporales; Didymellaceae
Product: DNA primase large subunit Spp2
Exons: 1
Coding region: 1-1407 (468 amino acids)
Biological process (GO): mRNA splicing, via spliceosome
Cellular component (GO): spliceosomal complex
Source: RefSeq, a predicted model, not a curated record